AUGUACACCACACUCUCGCUCUUGACCAUGGCUGCCACCGUCUCGGCAGCCGUUCAGGGCUUCAACUAUGGUUCUACCUUUACCGACUCGUCUGCCAAGCAAGAGAAGGACUUUGAGAAUGAGUUCACCACAGCACAAGGUCUAGUUGGUGCUUCAGGCUUCACCAGCGCUCGACUUUACACCAUGGUGCAAGCUGGCACUGCCAACGAUCCCAUCUCAGCCAUCCAGGCCGCCAUCAACACCAAGACGUCGCUGUUGCUGGGUCUCUGGGCUUCGGGUGGUGAGACGGCGUUCCAGAGCGAAUUAACUGCCUUGACCCGUGCUAUCGAACAGUACGGAACCGCCUUUACCAGCAUUGUCGAUGGAAUUUCUGUCGGAAGUGAGGAUCUCUACCGCAACAGCCCUCAGGGUAUUGCUGCCGGUUCAUAUGUUGGUGCCGACCCUGACACCAUUGUCGACUACAUCAACCAGGUCCGCGACGCCAUCAAGGACACCAGCCUCUCUGGUGCUCAGAUUGGCCAUGUUGAUACCUGGACCGCCUGGGUGAACGGCUCCAACAGCGCGGUCUCGGAUGCUGUAGACUGGGUUGGCGUUGAUGCGUACCCAUACUUUCAAGACACCAUGGUCAACGAUAUUGGCCAGGGCGGCUCGCUUUUUGACUCGGCAGUGGGUCAGACAAAGAGUGCUGUGGGCGGCAAGCCUGUUUGGGUAACCGAGACUGGAUGGCCUGUUAGUGGCAAGACCGCUGGUCAAGCCGAGCCGUCCCUCGAGAACGCCAAGGCCUAUUGGGACGAUGUUGGCUGCCAGAAGCUAUUUGGCAAGGUCAACACCUGGUGGUACACUCUCCAAGAUGCCGCUCCCACGGAGCCCAACCCAUCUUUCGGUAUUGUCGGCUCGACUCUGGGCACCACUCCUCUGUACGACCUUAGCUGUGAUAACAUCACCUCGCCCUCGUCUUCCUCGUCUUCGGAAGUCUCGUCAAAGACGGUUUCUGGAACUGCAGGCUCGUCUGCCACCGGCUCGUCUGAUUCACAGCCAACCGACUCUGCUGGAGGAGACACCUCGGGAUCACCUGGCGCUGGUGGAAUUCAGAGCUCUCAAAUCUCUAUUGAAGCUUCAGCUACUGGAACCAACUCUGGCUCUUCCCCCGAGGCCACUUCUUCUGGAUCUGGCACCGGAUCUGGCUCUUCUGGUUCCAGCUCGGGCUCGGGCUCGGGAGCUGGAACGGGAUCUGGAUCUGGUGGUAAUGGCACCACGCCCAACUCUGGCAGCUCGUCCACAAGCACUAGUGUUCCGAUUAGUUCCGGGUCUAGCUUGGAGUCGUUCGGUGCUGCCUUUGUCGCCAUCUUGAUGACAAUCAUGGCUCUAUGA
This is a messenger RNA of Pestalotiopsis fici W106-1, 1371 nucleotides long. RefSeq lists its product as uncharacterized. The record is from RefSeq and is a predicted model, not a curated record. The coding region runs from base 1 to 1371 and encodes 456 amino acids. The transcript is spliced from 2 exons. Gene Ontology annotation, molecular function: 1,3-beta-glucanosyltransferase activity; glucan endo-1,3-beta-D-glucosidase activity. Gene Ontology annotation, biological process: cell wall organization; carbohydrate metabolic process. NCBI's taxonomy places the organism in Eukaryota, Fungi, Ascomycota, Sordariomycetes, Amphisphaeriales, Sporocadaceae. Gene Ontology annotation, cellular component: extracellular region; fungal-type cell wall; cell surface.